AUGUCAAACGAAUGUAUGCCUACACCAAAUGAAGAAGAUUGGAGAAAAAUAGCCGAAGGUUUUCAACAUCGAGCAAAUUUUCCACACUGCCUGGGAGCAGUUGAUGGAAAGCACAUUCGGAUAACCAAGCCUCCAGAAAGUGCUUCGUUGUACUUUAAUUAUAAACAUUUUUAUUCCAUUGUUUUACUCGCAGUAGUCGAUUCAAAUUACCGUUUUACUUAUAUUCAUGUUGGUUCAUUUGAAAAAGACUCGGAUUCUACCAUUUUUAAGAAUUCUUGUCUAUGGAAUAAAUUACAAAAUAAUUCAUUAAAUAUUCCAAGCCCAAACUUCAUACCCGGUAUUAAUAUUCCUAUUCCUUACGCAUUUGUAGGUGGCGAGGCAUUUGGUUUAUCAAUAAACGUGCUUAGGCCUUAUGCGGGAAAAUAUUUACAAGAUAUUAAAAGAACUUUUAACUAUAGAUUGUCUCGGGCAAGGCGUUACGUAGAAUGUUCAUUCGGAAUAUUAUCAAAUAAGUGGAGAAUAUUCCAUCAACCAAUUUAUGUUAAUGUGGAGUUUGCUAUUGAUAUUGUAAAAUGUUGUUGUGUGUUACAUAAUUUUGUACGUGAUCGUGAUGGUUUUAAAUUUGACGAUACUUUGAAAUUACAGGGAUGGAAGACCUUGAUUAUGAUAAUUUAG
Molecule: messenger RNA, 675 nt
Organism: Metopolophium dirhodum (rose-grain aphid)
Lineage: Eukaryota; Metazoa; Arthropoda; Insecta; Hemiptera; Aphididae
Exons: 1
Coding region: 1-675 (224 amino acids)
Source: RefSeq, a predicted model, not a curated record